CACACACACACACACUCACACACCAGCGAGACACUCAGCGACAUUGCUUCUCCCUGAGGAUCACUCCCUGGAGCCUGUCUGUGUCAGGGGAGACCUGAGCCUGAGACCAGAACACUGUUCCUACAGCAGGGCGAUACCUGUACAGAACCCGUCCCUGCGUCUUGACUCGGAGGUGCCAUGGCAACAGACAGCAACAGACUUGGAGACACCACGGUCACAGAGACAGCCACCAGAUUGGUGCACCGAAACAUUAACAACACCAACAGCACUGUCUCCAAUGGAGAGGUCACUAACCGUGCGGAGAAGCACGCUGAGGAUUUGAUGCAGUGGAAGAGGCAUGCGGAGCGAAUUAAGAGUAAGGUGCUGGACCAGAUUCAGGGGCAACUUAGUGACCUGCUAGACAAGGCCCUGACUGAAUCUGUCCAGACAUUCACACAGAACGGGAACCACGGCAACAACUACGUCACCAGGGACGGGACAGUCACCCCCACUAACAACAACGACCACUCACACAGAACCCACAUGGAAAAGGAUGGAAAAGUAUUUAUGGACAGACGCUCCAUUCUAGAUGAUCUGUUUGAGAUCAACCACAUUCGGACCAUCUACCACAUGUUCAUCUCAGUGCUCUUCCUCUUCAUCAUCAGCACACUGGCUGUGGACUACAUCGACCAGGGCAGGCUGGUGCUGGAGUUUGACCUGUUGUCCUAUGCCUUUGGGAAACUACAUAUAGUAGCUUUGGCCUGGCUGUUGAUGUUCAGCUACACGUUGGCCGUGCCCUACUAUGCCCUGGCUCUCUGGGGGACUCUCUACCAUCGCAGCCCGGUACAGGGGGUACUGUCGGUGGGCGCUGGGCUGGUACUCUCCGUCUUGCAGGCCGCUGUACUGGGGAUUCUCCCCGUAUACGUGGUGUUUCGCUACCAGCUGCCUCCAGCCUCACGAUUCAUCAUCAUAUUGGAACAGAUCCGUUUCCUGAUGAAAAGCUACUCUUUCAUCCGAGAGAAUGUCCCAGUCAUCCUAAAACACAAGACAAAGGAAGGAGAGGGCCCCAGGGGAGAGGGCCCCAGGGGAGAGGGCCCCAGGGGAGAGGGCCCCAGGGGAGAGGGUCCCAGGGGAGAGGGCCUCAGGGGAGAGGGCCCCAGGGGAGAGGGCCCCAGGGGAGAGGGCCCCAGAGGAGAGGGUCCCAGGGGAGAGGGCCUCAGGAGAGAGGGUCCCAGGUUCCCAACAUUCUCGAGCUACCUCUAUUUCCUCUUUGCUCCCACCCUCAUCUACAGAGAGUCUUACCCCAGAAACCCACGCAUUAGAUGGAACUAUGUUGGCGUAACGUUUGCUAAGAUUCUGGGCUGUCUUUUCUAUGGUUACUUUAUCCUGGUGAGACUGUGCAUCCCUGUCUUCAUGAAUGACAGCAACACGCCUUUCAGCACCAGAACUCUGGUCCUGGCCUUGUUCCAUGCUACACUUCCAGGUAUGUUAUUGCUACUGCUGGCGUUCUUUGCCUUCCUCCACUGCUGGCUAAACGCCUUCGCUGAGAUGCUAUGCUUUGCAGACAGGAUGUUCUAUAAGGACUGGUGGAACUCGACAUCGUUUGCCAAUUACUACAGGACCUGGAACGUGGUGGUUCAUGACUGGCUUUACUACUAUGGAUACAGAGAUUUUCUCUGGCUGUCCAGAAGGAAGUUCCGUACGGCAGCCAUGUUGUCAGUGUUCGCCGUGUCGGCCUUGGUCCAUGAAUAUGUCUUCACCCUGGGCUUCGGAUUCUUCUACCCAGUGAUGUUCUGUCUCUUCGCUUUCUUCGGAGUGGCGUUCAACUUCACUCUGAACGACAAGAGGAAGAGUCCUGUGUGGAACAUCAUGAUGUGGACCUGUCUGUUCAUUGGCCAAGGGGUGAUGGUGUGUCUGUACUGCCAGGAGUGGUACGCCCAGAUACACUGUCCUCGCACUGGGGAUAGCUUCUGGGAGUUGGUGACACCCCGGUCCUGGUCCUGCAGCAACUAGGUCUGAAACUACGUCAUUGAGUUGCCUGCUUCAUCCAGGGAUUGAGACAUGGGCUGAGUCUCAAUAGUAAUCCCAGCUGUUCAACCCUCCACUUUGAACUUGGUGUCAGGGGACAAACCCAGCCUUGUAAACCUUGCCUUUGAUCCUUGGCUAAAACAGACGCCCUUUGAGUGUGAUUCGUUGAUAGAAUCCUGUCAGGAAACAAGAUCUAAAGGUGGAAUAUAAACAAGAGGUGGUAGUAGUAGAAAACGUGCUUACUGUUUGGAUGGAACAUGUAUGGAUGGAUUGUGUAUCUAUGGAUGUGUUUAACUAUAGUAGUGGGGACCAAAGGUCCUCACAAGAAUAGUAAACAAAAAAACAUUUUGAUCAACUGGGGAUAUUUUGUUAGUCCCCACAAGGUCAAAUGCUAUUUCUAGGGGGUUUAGGGUUAAGGUUAGAAUUAGUGUUAUGGUUAGAAUUAGGUUAAGUUUAGGGUUAGCAGCUAGGGUUAGGUUUAGGGUUAAGGUUAGGGUUAGGAGCUAAGGUUAGGUUUAGGGUUAAGGUUAGGGUUAGGGUUAGCAGCUAGGGUUAGGUUUAGGGUUAAGGUUAGGGGUUUGGGAAAAUAGGAUUUUGAAUGGGACUGAAUUUUGUGUCCCCACCAGGUUAGUUAUACAAGACUGUGUGAACUGAAAUGACAUGAACAGCAUUCUGCAUGACCUCGGUGUCAAGACUUCCAUGCCAGGGGACGCAAUUCUUCACGCAUUAGAAUGUUCUAUUGGUUAAAUUCAGACACAACUCCACUGAGUUAUAUUGUUUUGUAAAUUCAAGACAAUUUGUAAAUUAAUGCAAAACAAAAUCAUAUCACAUUUGUAAACGUACCGCUUCAAAUGUAAUUUCUUUUUUUUAAUACGAAACUGCAUUUACAAUAUUUUUGUUGUUGUCUUUACACUAUAUAAAGUGAUCUCAAUAAAAGGUGGUUAUAGAUA
Molecule: messenger RNA, 2957 nt
Organism: Salvelinus fontinalis (brook trout)
Lineage: Eukaryota; Metazoa; Chordata; Actinopteri; Salmoniformes; Salmonidae
Gene: soat2
Product: sterol O-acyltransferase 2
Exons: 16
Coding region: 178-1992 (604 amino acids)
Biological process (GO): cholesterol metabolic process; cholesterol efflux
Cellular component (GO): endoplasmic reticulum membrane
Molecular function (GO): cholesterol binding; cholesterol O-acyltransferase activity; fatty-acyl-CoA binding
Source: RefSeq, a predicted model, not a curated record